AUGUCGCGACGACCGGCAUCUGACACCUUUACUCGCUUCACCUCGACAACUCCCCAUGCCACGACCUUCACCUAUCAACCUGCCUCCCGGCCCGGAGCCAGAAACACACCCUCCUCACCAUCCCCCUCUGCCUCGUCUUCACAGCCUCCCUCGUCCCCCCAACAUGGCUCGUCCUCGAAAGAGACGCCAAUGGAAAGAGUCGCCCGCCUCCGGGCCGCGCACGAGGCUGCAAAGAGCUCGGCCGGCUCCUCACCCAUCGACCGCAUAAUUUCCAGUGGUCGGGUCAUCGCCGACCGCGCCCACCGGCUCACCGCAUACGGACUGAUAAUCUUCUCCGGCCUCGCAGUCUGCGUCACCGCAUACGGCACGAUAUCGCUCAUUGCCCAUUCACGAAGACAAAAGCGCGCGUGGGUUGAGAGGGAAUUGAACAGGCUGGAUGACGCAAGACGGGCGUUUCUCAAGGGCGAGGCGAGCGCGGAACAGCUGCAUCUGCUCGAGCAGGAACGUGCAGGGCAGGAGAUGGAGGCAGCGAGGAUGAAAGAGGCGGAGAGGAAGAAGCAAGAAGGCUACUGGAACAAGUUGAAGGGGUUUGUGGGUGGUCAGAUGGCCAAGGGGACAAUGGGAGAGGAAACGGCCGAGGAGAAGAGUCGACGAGAAACCAGUGCGGAAUGGAAACACAGAGAGGAAGACUUGGUUGGAGGCCAAGUACCCCCUCCUUCUAGAGGCCUCCCUGUGAGGGACGCUGUUCAAGUUGCCCCAAGUGGCGUCCAGGGCGUGGGUAUCGACUCAAAGGGUCGCCCUGUACCCGCGGACAGAGUCGAAUACAUCACCAGGAAAGCAGAAGACGAGCCUGCAAGGGACGACAGGACCCUUGCCGCGAGACCAACAACUGUGGGAGGCCCAUUGGAUGUGAUGGCCAGUAACGUGGCUGGUGCUGUUGGAGGGCCUUCGACAGGGGGAGGAAGAAGCUGGUUAAGUUGGAUUAGAGGCAGCAACAGCGAAUCGUAA
Molecule: messenger RNA, 1008 nt
Organism: Fonsecaea nubica
Lineage: Eukaryota; Fungi; Ascomycota; Eurotiomycetes; Chaetothyriales; Herpotrichiellaceae
Exons: 1
Coding region: 1-1008 (335 amino acids)
Source: RefSeq, a predicted model, not a curated record